UGGUUCCCGCGGCGCGUCAGGAAUGAGGUAAGCUGACGAACUACUAGUGGGAUGACUUGGGCGAAUCUGGUAGGGCGCUGGGCUUUUGCGCGCAGGGCUUUCGAAUGUAAUUGCUUGUUUCAGAGGUUAGGAAAGAAAAUUAAUAGACCCAGUUUAUGCCGCUUUUUUGACAGCCGAUACUAAGUGGAUCGAUGUGGAAUAGGUAAUCAGCUUGAAUUUUUAACGAACUUGUAUUCAGAGGCGUUGGCAAAUUAGCGUCACGGUAUAUAACGUGCGUGUAUACCGGCUUUUUACCGAUUGCGAAAGUUUAUAUUUAUGCGCACGAGUUUUGUGCACGAAUAGAGAAAAAAAUUCGCCGCUACUCGAUCAUGUAAAAUGCAAUUAUAGCGCCGCAUUCGAGUGAAAUAACUACAAGAUAUACAUUUCAUAUUCCAGAUAACGUGUCUAAAAAUUUCAGCCUAAUUAACAUAUUAUAAAACCAAGCGCAAAAUGUAUAGGUUGCGGCCAAAGUCGCAAUAUAAUUUAUAAUAUCCGUGACGGUUAAAGACACUCGCGAUCUGUGACGGUCACCCAAAUAAUACGCGCCAGAAAUGUGUGCGGAAAAGAGAGAAAGGCGUAUAAGUUUUUUUUUACAAUGGUACAUUCGCUGUACGCGUGACCCGCCUCGAACAUCUCGAGAGAGAGAGAGAGACGCUAAAAAUGCUGACCGUGUAUAUUGCGAGACACUACUGCGUGUGUACGAAAGAGGAAAAUCGUAUAUGGAAAGAAAAAUAUCCGAUUUUCGCGUUUAUUAUUUAUUAGGAUUGUUAUUAUCUAUGAAAUGAUUUAUACGCGCUGAUGGUAUCGAGUUUGUGAUUUAUAUUUGUAAGAAAAUCGUUAUUAAUAAUAAUAAUACAACAGUAAUCCGAUAUCGCGUGUACAUGUACGAUAAGAUACAUAAAACCGUUACUUGAACUCAUCAAUUUCGAUAAAUUCAACAAAAGUCGCAAAACGAUAAAUUUUCAUCGACUUUGAGAACAAACAAAAAUGCAUAAACAAUUGAUUUCUUCCGCUCGGGAGAAAAAAAAAUCCAAUGUCGUUCUCGCGUCGAUUGUCGAGCUAUCAAGUUUUAUUGAGAUAAAAUAGCGUAUACACUAACUCGCGUGCGUUGUAAGCGUCUACAAAGAAAAUCUCGCUCGAAAUAUGCAAAGCCUCGCAGAUUUUCACUGCGCCGCGAGAAAAAUUUCAUUGGGGCAUAAAAUCAAAGUCACGUGUAACGAAACGCGUUUAAAAUCCCGCCUCUUCGCGUUUUAUCACUUAUAUUCUGCUCGUCUUUUAAUUGGCGCGAAAGGAAAAAUAAAAUAUUGCUCGUGCUUUUUUUUCUUCCAUCGAUUAGGCACAGAAGGCGUUGUCCUGUAUUGAAAAUUCAUCGCGAUGCAAAUGAUUUCUCGCGGUCGUAAAUUCGAUUAUUUAAUUGUUAUAUUAAACGCGCGUUAAAUUAUUCUCGCGAUGCGUCGCGAUGUAGGCCGUUUGUGCGAAGGCAUUAGAGUAUAUAGCGACGAAGGACGCGAUUUUAUAUCGAUAUUAUCGAGGAUUAUUGUAUACUUAUGCGAAAAUUUGCAUAUAGUUUACUUUGCUUUUAUUCUUCUCGAUGUGUCGUACUCGAUUUGCAUAUUUUUUUUCGCGCACGAUGAUUGUUCAACCUGAUUGGAAUUUUUUUUUUUUUUAAUGAGAUGUGGCAUCGUUGUAUGAAACGGUGUUGCGAUAUUGCUUUAAGUUGCAAAAAAAAAAGAAAUAUCGUAAAUCGUUCGCAUUGUUGUACAAUCGUGUACUUUUACUCUGUAUGAAGUCAUAUUUAUUAUCUGUGUGCAAAUUCAUAAAAAAAAUGUAUAGAUCGUGUCGAUCGUAAUUAAUUAAAAAAAUGUACUUGCUGCGCAUAUAAAUUUUGUGACAAUUAAAAAAAAAAUUAAUUGAUAUACUCAUUAAUCAAAUGCAUAACUGCAUUCCUAAUACCUCUCUAUGCAAAAAUACAGCGCCCGAUUUUCCAAAACCGUCAAUGCGGGCAUAGAACCAGUUCUGCAGUGUCUCCCUCCGGAAAAGCCUGCCUCGACCGAAAAGUAUACAAUUCGAAAUUGCGCGCAAUGCUGCACCUGCCCGCGCAUGCGCACUCGACCCCGUUCUUCCCAUGCUGCGCGCGCACGUCCUUCUCUCACUGCGCCAUUUUCUUUCUCGUCGAUUAGUCGGAAUCUUUCUCUCGUCGCAGUGCACACGCACGUUCGUCGUAUCGAACGAAUAUAAGUACUAGAUUUCCCCAUUAUUACAAUCUUUGUGGAACAAAGAUGUCGGAUUAUCGCGUAUAACAGCAACGUCGUCCUGUGUGUGCGUCUUUUUUUUCUCGAUACGCGUAGCUUAUUUGAUUUUUCGUUGAGUUCUCUCUCUCUCUCUCUCGACGAGGAGAGAGAUCGAGUAGAAGAAGAAGAAGAAGAGGAGGAGGAGGAAAAGGAGUGUAUAGUGUUACGAUCCCGAGGCGCUAAAUUUGGCUUUUAGGUAUGUCGGACGGUAGCAGCGAGGCCUUGGCAGCGACGCAGAAGCAGCAGCAGCAGCAGUUCCAACAGCAGCAGCAGGCUUCCAUGGCGAACAUGGCCUGGCAGUACGGCCAGAACAACAUGCAUCUCUACUCCCAUUAUGCUGGACAAAUGUACGGGCAGAAUUAUGCUCAACAAAGCCAAAUGUACUAUCAACAUUACGGCAUGAUGGGAGGAUACCCAUACAACCACAACCAGCUUUCAUCGCAGAGUCCACAGCAGCAGCAACAGAUGGUUCAGCAGCAAUUGCAAACUCAGACACAACAGAAUCAAUCGCAGGGUCAGCAGCAGCAGCAACAACAAACACAGCAGUCGCAGCAGAACAGUUCAUCCGGGAAGCAGCAGGCGGAGCAGCCUCCUAUUCCACCCACUCCAAUGACUUUUGACGAUGACUCGGACCUUCCACCUCUUCCCCCGGGCCCCCCACCUCCACCUACCCCAGUGCAAAACCAACUGCACAAAAGUCAGCAGUCUCCUCUCACUCAGCAACAGUCACCGCUAGCCCAGCAGAUGCCAAUCGUUCAGCAGUUUGACUACGCACAUGGUGCUUUCCCCUACGGUAAUUGGAACAGCAUAUCACAAUCUGAAUCCUCCCAUUUCAGUGGAAUCCGUUUCAACUUGCCCAAUAAAAAGACCGGGCUAGGUUUCAACAACACCCCGCCUUCGGGGAACAGUGGUGCAGCCAAGAAGAAGCGUAAGAGGAACAAACAAAAUCUCGCCGCUCAAUACAAUAACUUUCAGACACCACCCCCCUCGAUCAACAUGUCAAUACCCCCACCCAACAUGUACGGAGCCAACACUCCGAACAACAAACAGCAGCAGCACGAGCUGCCUCCGUUGCCACCACCUAUGCAGGUCGAAAAACCACCGACUCCGCCGCCGAUCGACGAGAUCAACAUACCUCCAGAGCAGCCGCCGCUGCCGAAGAUGCCACCGAUCAAUACCUCGCAGCCGCCGCCGCCGCUUCCCCCCUCGCGCAUCGCGGCCCCGGCUGCCCAGCCGGCGACGCCAUCCCUUUCUACCCCUAGCGGCGGCGGUAGCAAGUCGUCCCCCAAAUCCUCCGCGGCUCCCAGUCCCGUCGGUGACUGGCCCGACAGUCUCAAGGACUAUGUGAACCGUUGCUACGAGAAGUGCAAGACCGCCGUGGACAAGGAUCAGGUUGAGAUUAUUCUCAAGGGCAAGAUUACUCGCUCCGCCAACGACGGCUCGCUCUGGGUUAAAGACUGGGACCGCGAGCCCCUGCCUAGCAUCCACAGCGAGCGUAUGACCAUGACCGUCAAGCCCCUUACGAUCACCGUUAGUCCUGGCGGUCUUCGCAAGUCUGGUCUCUCGAUGACUCUCGGAGCCAGGCUUGGCGCCCGGUCAGCUAAUUCGCCUCUCAACCAGAAUAACAGCAACGCCAGUCCCGGUGGCAAUCAGAGCAACGCGUCCAUGGCGCACAGACGCCCUAGCAAGUCCAAGAGCAGAUCGAGAUCGCGCUCGCACUCGCCGGCGCCGCGCAAGUACCGACGCAGCACCUCGUCCUCUUCGUCCAGCGAACGGGACUACAAGAUCCCAAUGACGAGCGUGCCACCACCGUCGGCUCAAAAGAACAAAAAGGCCGGCAGAGGCGGUGCCAACGUCAACCAGAACAACGCCAAACAGAACAAGAAGAAUAAGAACAAGAACAAACUCAACAACAAGGCCAAUUGCCACUUCUACUCGGAAUUCGGCUUGGCCGGCGGCAAUGUGGAGGAAUUUGGAACCAAGGAGAAGCUACAGCAGCGGGCAGCCAGAUUCAGCGACAUGUUCAGUAAAGGUCCGCAGGUUAGCAGUCUGAUCAAGGACGACCCCACCGCGGAGUUUGACUUUACAGGGCUGCACAUCGUGGGAACUUGCAGGGACCUCGAGAAGCCCUAUCUGCGUCUCACCUCGGCACCAGCGGCGUCGGCAGUGCGACCGGUCAGUGUUUUGCGCAAGUCUCUGGAUCACGUGAAAAAACGCUGGGCCACCCAGCAAGACUAUCGUUAUGCGUGCGAUCAGUUAAAGUCGAUACGUCAGGAUUUGACAGUGCAGGGUAUCAGGGAUUCGUUUACCGUUCACGUGUACGAGACACACGCACGCGUCGCCCUGGAGCGCGGUGAUCAUGAGGAGUUCAAUCAGUGCCAAACGCAACUUAGAAUGUUGUACACGGAGAUCGGCGGUGAUAAUCGCUGCGAGUUUGUCGCUUAUCGUAUACUGUAUUACAUCUUCACGAAGAAUACGUUAGAUUUGACGACAAUACUCGCAGCGCUUUCGGAAAAAGACAAAAAAGAUGAGUGCAUUGAUCACGCGUUAAAGGUCCGAUCGGCAUGGUGGUUAGGCAAUUUCCAUUGUUUCUUUAAACUUUACAAAAAAGCGCCGAGAAUGGCAGCGUUCCUUAUGGACUGGUUCAUAGCCAGGGAGAGGAAGCUUGCCCUCAAACAAAUGAUCAAAGUGUACGUAUUAUUACUUUUAUUAUUUGUAUGUUUGCUGUACUUCUUGCUUAUACGGCGAUAUUUUUUUACCUAUUUUUUUGCGCUACAACAUUUAUUUGCUUCCAAAAGCGAUUACAAACCCUUUGAAACUCUGCUUGAUUUUCCAAGCUUCGUAAUCUUUAUUUUUAUUUAUGUUUAUGCUCUGAUUGAUUUUCAAAUUUGUAAUCGCAUUUAAAUUUUAUUUAUUAAUUUUUUUAUUUGGCGAAAUUGUGCUAACUAUAGUCGAUUACAAAGGCAGUAUAUAAAUACUCUCAAUGGUUACAUAAAGAAGAUGUCUGAACGAAAGUAAUGGACAUUUUACUCGACAUAUUGUGGCUGUAGAAUUUGUAUCUGAGAACGCAUAAUUACAGCCAGACGUCGAGCAUAUUUAUGACAUUUGCACUUUAUUGCAAUUUUCAAGGAUGUUGUUGUGCUUUAAUCAGCAUGCUAAACUUCCUAAAUUCAGCUGAAACAGCUGCAAAUAUCGUUCUCCGACUUAAAAUUGUCUCUGUAUCUCAAGGUUAAAAUCGCAAUUUAUCUUUGCUGUUUACCAGAGACAGUCAUAUAUAGAGUGUGGAAGCGUUAUAGACAUUUUCAUCAUGCCAUACAUAAAUUUAUACUAUUCAUUUUUCUGUUCAUAUAACUUACUUCACUACUCUUAGAUACAAAGACGUGCCAAUUUACUGCCUGCUGUAGUCGCAUAUAUCGUUUUGCACAUAACAAACAUUUUCCUUAGCAGUGUAACUUGUAUGCAACUCAAAGUUUCGGUGAUGCUUCUUGAGCGAGCCAAUCAAUGGAAUGAGAGUGUGGAGUGUCUCCUGGGCCGCUUGUGGGGGGGGGGGGGGGCACAGGACUUAAUGCAAUAAGUUUUCUGUUUCAGGAUUUCAACGAAUUCCUUCCAAAAUACCAAAAAAAAAAAAAUUAGAUUUAAACAAUAUUUACAUAUAAUACCAUAAUAAUACGAUUAUAAACAAACAUCAUCGACUGAUCAUCGAUCGAAGACAACUAAUAUUUUAAUUUGUUCUACUGUUUAGCUAUCGACAAAAUUUGGCGGUUGAUUUCAUCGUUGCGGAAUUGGCCUUUGAAUCUUCAGAGAAGUUUUAUGAAUUUGUCGCUGAGUUCGGAUUGGUUUACACCGAUCCCGGACGAAAGCAACUCGACUGCAAGACGAGCAGUGCUUCUGUAGGUGCUUGGUAGACAUAAAUUCAAUGGCAGAGAAAGAGCAACAGCCUGGCAUUCACACCAAAAAAUUAAAUUGGCAUUCUUCCUCGUGCAUUCCAACCGAAAUCAUGUCCCAGUCUUUCGGACGAUUUCGAGCGGAAAAUCUAAAAAUCAAACGUGCAUGAGCUGCACUUUCGACGACUCUAUAGAUCGUCGCUCGGACGUUAAAUCCCAAUUUCUCCUCGUGGCUCUUUGCAUAGCGGGACAAGACAGCCGCGAGACGACGGCGAGGAAGUUUCUAGUGGAAUUCACUCGAGACAAAGAAGCUCCAAGAACGAUCGGAGAGAGGAGAGAGUGAUAGACAAAACAGAUAGAGCUGAUAUAACACUCGAUCAUUUUCGAAUCAGAUAUUUGGAAGAGGACCAAUGGGCUCUCGAUGUAUAAACUGUAUAUACAUGAUCGAUAUUAUGUAUGUUCAAACAAAGCAGACCGUGUGUGUGCUUUUCCAAAUAUUCGAUUCCGUGGAGUUUAAAGAUGACACAUUUGUACAAAGUUCAUUUACGUGUAAGAUAUAUUUCUUCGCUUCGGAAUUAUUUUCUAAUCUCCGGAGAGAAUUAGACGGUUGAUUUAUGUAUACAUACAUACACAUCCUUCAUUCCCGGCGCACCACCAGGCGCCGCAACGUAGUUUUUCUUCUUUUGUACAGUCUUAUUAAGAAACUGCUGUAUCUUUCAGCAUUGUAAAUAUAUAUUACCUGCGCAUCAGGCGGCGUCGAUUCAUUCGACAAUCGUCUGCUCGAUGCAUCAAAUUGUACAGGCGCAGUGUGCGAAUAUGUACAUUUUCCCGGCUGGGAUUUUCUUCGUUUAGUUUUUUCGGCGAUAUUUUGCUUUUUAUACCGGCGUUACACGUGCAUUAAAGCGUGGAGUCCGGAGACGCUUUGUUUCUUCUGCUUCUACUCGCUUAGAGUUAUCUCAUCCAUCUCGCCUUGAUGAUUCGAUCAUAGAAAAUUGUUGGCUAGUGAUCAAAGAUACUUCGAAGCUUUCGGGCUUGACUCUUAACAGCUAGCAUUUGAAUCGAAUUUUCCCUACACAUAGUACUUGCGCGAAGACAACGUAAUUUUUAAAGGUUUUAAGAAGAUUAAGACCAUAGCAAUCACCAACAUUUAUGCAUAGAACUUAAGAGCUUUUGCAUCGGCUGAGCCGUACUUUCUUUCAUCAGCUUUCCUGCCUACCAAAAAGUACGUAUCUGCAUGCAGGAGACGAAAUGGAUGAAUUGCUUAGAUUUAUAUGAUUGGUCAACAAGAAGGACUGCGAGUCAGCUGUAGCGGUACAAAAACAUCACGGAAGAUCGGAAAAAGACGAUAUGGAUAUACUCAUCGAGAAGCAUCAGAUGAUAUCGUUCAUCUUGAUUAUUUGGAUAUUAUCAGCACAGCAUCACUUUGAACGUAAUGUUAAUAACAUCAUUAACCAUUCGUUUGUUAAUAUAUUUACAUAAUUAUUGUUAUUUAUAUAUAUAUAUCUAUCAUAUAUAAAUUAAUAAGUGCGAGGAUGAUGAUGGGAGAACGUUUCUUGAAAGAGUGGGAGAGAGAGUAGCGUGAUUAUAAAAGCAUAUAUAAAUAAAAAUUUUCAUUGAGAAUAUGCAUCGCAGAUCAUAUGUGUUAAAUUUAAUCAGCAAAAAUUAAUGAAAAUUUUAAAGCAAAAAUUGUCAAGAUCCUUUUGAAUUACCAGCCAGCUCGACAUGUAUGAUACACACAAGAAGGAUAUCUCAGCAUAUACAUGAAUAAAUUAUUUGCUAUUUUCAAAAUUA
Nasonia vitripennis (jewel wasp) is the source of this 8005-nucleotide messenger RNA. RefSeq names its product leukocyte receptor cluster member 8 homolog. Lineage: Eukaryota; Metazoa; Arthropoda; Insecta; Hymenoptera; Pteromalidae. The record is from RefSeq and is a predicted model, not a curated record. Gene Ontology annotation, cellular component: nucleus. Bases 2529 to 5234 code for a protein of 901 amino acids. The transcript is spliced from 5 exons.